Messenger RNA from Ostertagia ostertagi, 300 nucleotides. The record is from the annotation of a GenBank genome assembly. Lineage: Eukaryota; Metazoa; Nematoda; Chromadorea; Rhabditida; Trichostrongylidae.
AUGGAUUCGAAUAACUGCAAGGACAAUACCGAAAGUAAAAAGUCGAAAUCUAAGAAGAGCUCCGGCGAGAAAGUCUCCGCGUCAUCAAAAACAUUCGCAAAAUUUUUGAAAAUGCCACUGAAAAGCAGUCGUGAAGCAAUCUACAAACUAACCCAUCCACAAAUUGACGUGGAGUCAACCUGCGAAUCUGAUGGGCUGGCACCUGUGAAAUUCAAAGAACUCGAAAUAACGCCUCCUGAAGAGGAACUCAAGAAAGCCUCAAAAGAAGACCUAAAACAACCGUUCAAACGCAUUGAACCG